Messenger RNA from Camelus dromedarius (Arabian camel), 4843 nucleotides. RefSeq names its product succinate dehydrogenase complex assembly factor 4 (gene SDHAF4). Lineage: Eukaryota; Metazoa; Chordata; Mammalia; Artiodactyla; Camelidae. The coding region runs from base 86 to 409 and encodes 107 amino acids. Gene Ontology annotation, cellular component: mitochondrion. The record is from RefSeq and is a predicted model, not a curated record. Gene Ontology annotation, biological process: mitochondrial respiratory chain complex II assembly. The transcript has 3 exons.
GCGGGGCAGGCCGGGACGGCGCGCGGGAGGACGCGCAGGCUGCCUCUGGGACCGGGCCGUCGCGGCCGCCGAGGGACUGGGCGCAAUGACCGUACCGGGCCUCGCCGGGUUACUUGGCCGCGUUCCGGCCACGGCGUGGAGAGCGGCAAGAUCACCCCUUCUGUGUCAUUCUUUGAGGAAAAUGAGUUCUGAAGGAGAAAAAUCUGAACCCAUCAAGCAAUCCCUUAAGAAGCCAAAGUUACCAGAAGGUCGUUUUGAUGCGCCAGAAGAUUCCAACUUAGAGAAAGAACCACUGACAAAAUUUCCAGAUGAUGUUAAUCCUGUUACCAAAGAAAAAGGUGGACCCAGGGGCCCGGAACCUACUCGAUAUGGAGAUUGGGAACGAAAAGGACGCUGCAUUGAUUUUUAAGCCACGUGUUCUCUAACUUCAGUAUCUUUUUCUGAUUGUGUACAUCUGAAUUAACUUAUUCUGACUGUCUUCUUUCUGUAUAUUAUUUCAGUCAUCUAAUUUCCGUAAUGUGUUUAAAGAGGUAUAUGAUGGCUUUGGAAGAAAAUAUGCUGCUAUAAAUUAAGAAAGAAAAUAUUUCUACAUUAGCACAUUAAUUUUAAUUUAAAUGUAUUAGAGUAAGUGAUGAUUAGAACUGCAAGCUUUUAUUUCAUCAUGUUUCAGCUUAAAUUAAGCAGCUGCUUAUAAAAUACAAAUGCAAAUAAAACACCUUUUUAGAAAAAAUAAUUUUAUUGCUAUGUACUGAGUAAUAGUGGCUUCUUAAACAUGAGUUAAGUAGUGUGUACUAUUUUGGUAAAGCCAUGGUAACAAGGGAAGAUCUUUAACCCCAGAGCCAGAUUACUUGGGUUCAAAUCCCAGCUCUGCUACUUACUAGCUGUGUGACCUUAGGUAAGUUAUUUAACAUCUCUGUGCUUCAGUAUCCUUAUGUGUAUGAUUGAAGAUAAUACUAGCUCCAUCUCAUAGAGCAGCUGAGAAGAUCAAAUGAGUAAAUACAGGUAAACCACUUGGAGCAAUGCAUAGCAUAUACCUCUCAGUGGUAGCCAUCUCUAAAUCAUACUAUAUUUUCUAAGUCUUCAGGCUGCCUGGGGUGAAAAUCUAAGAAACUGAAAUUUUAAAUACUUGAGUUGAAAUUGUUUUAUAUGAAUGUAACAUUUAAAAAUCAUUAGUUGGAAAAUUUGAUUAUUUUCAUGGAUGAACAGAGCUGAAAUACUCAUUCAUUUGUUAAAGAUAAAAUUCAAGUCCGAAAGGCUAAUGUGAGAGAAGCAGGGGAUGGGUUGUGCCAGCUGAGUCACGUCUGAUGACUCAGAAGCUCCCUCCCUGUGGUCUUUGGAUGACUGGGUCAGGAGACGCCAAGCCCAUCUGCAGAGCAGUACUGAUGGAAGAACGGGAAGGGCUGGGCUCCUUUGCUGUCCGCUGGCCUCACUCAGUCGCAGAGAUUGGACCUCCACAUGUUAACAUAAAAUAACAUGUUUUUGAAAAGUAGUGAAACUAAAAUAACUUUCCAAAACAAAAAAAUACUUUAAGUGACAUUGUUUUAUAUUUUUUUGAUUCUCUUUAACAUCUAACUUAAUAGAAGGCCGCCGUAUUCUCGUAUCAUCUUCUGCAUUCAAUUGGUUGUGAUAUUGUUUUGAUUCUGGUAUAAGGAAGAAAAGGUAGCCUCACACAGGUACGUGGUUAGAAAAGGGAGUAUCUCUCAGAGCCCCUGUAGCGGUCUCAGGGUCCCCCAGGGUCCUUGGACACUUCCAAGAACUGCUUAGCUGACCUAAGUCGAGAGGGAGGUACUAAAUGCAGACUCCUUAGAAAGGUUCACAGAACCAGCUGAGCCUUCAAGACCAAAUUUCAGAACCCACAACAGCGCUGGCUAGAGAAGAGAGCUGGGGCCCAAUGUCAGAGUCUGCUGCACCUCUCUCUGUAGGCAGGAAACUGUCACCACCAUCAACACAAACCCCAGGAGCCCUGAGAUGAUGCUGACCAUGCUGGCAAAAUGAAGUCCCAGUGGCUUUCUUUUUCUCUCAUCUAACCUCUUGUGGGCACAGAGUCAGAUGUACACACCCCAGUGGAGGCUGGGAGGUGUGCUUUUACUGAUCCCUGGGCUGUAAGGCAGGCUCUGCACUGGGGAGCUAGCAGAUGUCGAGAUGGUGUUCAAAAGAGUUUGGACAGACAAAAAUGUUACUUGUCCACCACCAGCAUCCAAGGAAACUAUUUGAGAAUCAGUCUUACUGGGGCAUAUAGUAUAGAAUUGUAAAAUACAUAAAAUAUAGGUGUGUAAAAAUAAGGUUUAACUAAUCUCUAAAACACAUUAAAUGUCUAUUCCUGCUCAUGUGAAGACUGCUUCUGUCAAGAUUGGACAUUUGAGCCUAUAAAUUAUUUUUAUGCCUUUUACAUAGCUUUGGUUAAUGAAUAUGAAAAUUAAGUUAUGUGAAAGUUGCUUAAAAUUUAGUAACAGCCUAUAUUCUUUUGAAAUACCACUUAGAUAUAUUUAGACCCUGUAUUUCUAACCUAGUUGUUGCAAAUGGAGUCGCAUCUGAAGCCUGGAGACUGCAGGUGCCCCUGUUAGCUGUUGCUGGUAGAAAGGGAUCGUGGACAGACUGAGGAGUUUGUUGUUCACGCAGGCGUGGGAAGGAGACGAAAAUCACUGGAGUGUUCAAAAGCAACUUUUAAGAGAAUAUUAGACCCUGAAAACAUGCAUAAGGAGAAAAACUAGGAAAGUGUCUCUGCAGGCUUGUCUUUAAGUAGCCCCUUUGGAAAAAUCUGAAUUUAUAAACUGAGAUGUUAUAGACUGUGGACUGUAACCAUUAUCUUAAAACACUGUGUAUUCCUUAGCACAGGAGGUCACCGUAUUCAAAGAGGCAUGUACAACUUCAAAGGUGUAGAACACUUGGAUUCUUUGGUUUACCAGAAGAGUUUUGUAUUUUGUCUCAUCCCUAAGUCAGUGACUCAGGUGGAUGCCUUAUUUUUAAAAAAGCUGACAGAAGGUUGUAUUUUGAUAAUUAUCAUCUCGUUUUCAUUCUGCUAGUCAGAAGCCCCAGGCCUUUGGAGGGGGUUGUCUCAUAUCAAAUCUGAAACCUUGAUUACGAGUCACAGGUCCUCUACCCCUGGCCAUCCUGUAUGCCAGGUGCUGCAGCAGGCCGAACCGCCCAGAUGGUUUACUUCCGUGGUUUUGUGUGGAUAGGUUAAUGCUGACUGGAGUGCCCCUGCCUGUUGCUACCAGCAUAUCUCUUCUCCAGUCCUUUGUGGAAUGCGGCUCAGUGUGAACAGACAUGUGCAAUGCCCUUCUGUACGUCAGAGAAGCAAUAUGAGACUAAUGCUUGCCCAGCUAAUUAACCCUGACCACCCGUGGUGAAUCUAGAACUUUGUAUUACAGGAAGUCGAGAUAGCUGGUAAUGACAAGCGCAGGGAUAACAGUGUGUGCACAUUACUUAGAAGUGUGGAGGCAAGCACCAGAAGCACUGACUAGGAGAGCAGAAAGUAGUUGCCUCUGGGGGUGAGCUGGCUGGACAGGCGCUGCUGUUUUGCCUUAGAUGCUCUGUUUCUUCAAUGAAUAUGUUAGUUCCUAUUUUAAGAAAUUACACAGGUUCAUUGGGGAAAUUGAGAAAACAGUAUAAAGAAGAAAACAAAAAUUAUCAGUAAAACUUCUAUACUCCCGUAACCUUUGGUGUUUUGUCCUUCAGUAUUCUGAGUCUGUACGAGUGUUUUUUACAUCUGUUAUCCUAACAACUUCAUAGCAAAAAUGGUGAUUUCACGAUUUUAACAUUUCUUAAUCACAAGUGAUGUAAGCACUUUUCUCUGUUUGUCAGCCUUUUGUAUUUCUUCUGUUAAUUGCUUUUUCUUGUCUUUUGCUCAUUUCCUAUUGAAUAUUGACCUUUUGUUACCAAGUUGUAUGAGGCCUUUGCUUUUCACUUGCGCUUAUUUAUGCUGAACUUUUUGAAUUAUUUUUAUGGAGUCAUUUUUUUUUUCUCUUGGUCUGAGUUGGCCUCUGUGAUCUUGAUUUAUUAAUAUCCCUUCACAGAUUGCAUUGGUGGUUCCAGCCCAUGAUGAAAUCUUAAGUUCUGUGUCCUUCCUGGGCUGGCCCUUGACAUCCAUUCAGGCCCCUCCAUUCCAGCCAAGCCCCUCUACUCACAGCCUCUCAGACAGGCUCUUCAGCACCUCUCCACACUGGUAGAUAACAUGCCUUCUGCCGGAAUCCCCUCUUCUCUACUGCUGGCCUAGAAAGUACCUAUUGAGCUAUACUCACUUUCUUGGCUCUCUUCUGUGUCAUUUCCACACUCAGCUAUUGUAGACAUACUAACUUCUUUUAGAAUUAAUUUUCAGUUCUGUUCUCUGUUAGUCCGUGGGCUUCCUUAUCUGUCUUUGUCUUCCUGAUUUACUUUAUUCAGCUCUGUACCCCCAGUUGCAGCAUGGUGCUGGGUAUAGUAAACAUCCAACAAAUGCUGCCUCAGUGUUGAAUAAUUCAGUGUUCGUGGUGGGCAGAAUUCCACAGGGGCACCCAAGAGUCCCUCUCCCUGGUGUACUUGGACUGUGUAGUCUCCUCCCCUCCAGUAUGGGUGGGACCUGCGAAUAUGACGAGAUACUUGUCCCCUUGAUUAGGUUACAUCAUACAGCAAAGAUGGUGGAAUAGUCAUUCUGGUGGUCAUGUUACCUUUGUAAGAAUCUACUGUAGAGGGGAGGGUAUAGCUCAGUGGCAGAGUGUGCACUUAGCAUGUACAAGGUCCUGGGUACAAUCCCCAGGACCUCCAUUAAAACUAACUAAAUAAAUCUAAUUACCCACCCUCCCCCCAAGAAAACAAAACAACAACAAUAACAAAAGUGUAAUAAAGUAAAAAAAAAAAAAAAAAA